Molecule: messenger RNA, 1543 nt
Organism: Fukomys damarensis (Damara mole-rat)
Lineage: Eukaryota; Metazoa; Chordata; Mammalia; Rodentia; Bathyergidae
Gene: Saysd1
Product: SAYSVFN motif domain containing 1
Exons: 3
Coding region: 1-504 (167 amino acids)
Source: RefSeq, a predicted model, not a curated record
AUGGUACCUGGGGAAGCUGAGGUCUCGCUGUCGCUGCAAUCCCCUGUUGUAACGGAACCUGGCUUCCUUUAUUUGCCCCUCGAGCUGGAGGACAAGUUAUUGGGGCAAGAAAAAAGAUGUAUUUGGAAAGCUGGCAAACUGAAGAGCGGGGUGGCGGCUCAGCCCCGGGGCAGCACAGCACAGCCCCCACUGAAUGUCGCCAGUCCUCCGCCCCCUCUGCCUUCACCCCGAGACCCAUCUUUCCUGACCAACAUCACCUUCUUGAAGGUUCUUCUCUGGUUGGUCCUCCUGGGACUGUUUGUGGAACUGGAAUUUGGCCUGGCUUACUUCGUCCUGUCCUUGUUCUACUGGAUGUAUGUAGGGACACGAGGCCCUGGGGAGAGGAAGGAGGGAGAGAAGAGCGCCUACUCUGUGUUCAACCCGGGCUGCGAGGCCAUCCAGGGCACCCUGACUGCAGAGCAGCUGGAGCGCGAGUUACAGAUCGGACCCCCGGGGGGGACCUAAGGCGCAGCUCUGUCGCCGCACGGCCAAGCCGGACCCGUCUUCCUGGCCCCGGAGUGCAGGGACCUAGGACUGUGCAGUUCUCUGUGGCUCUGUGACUGCACAGUUCUCCGCUCUGUCCCAGACUCGGUGCUGCAAUUUUAUCUUUGACUUUCUUUUUGGCUUGGGUAAAAUUCCCUAAAAGACACUCACCAUGGGUCCGACAGUUUAUAAACGCUAUGUGCUCAGGAAAGGCGGGAGGCCUUUUUGUCUCAUUGGAGAGCACCGGGUGGGGAGUGCUAGGAAGGAAUGAUCAGGUAUAUUAUCAGGGCAGAAUUCUAAAUGUACAUAUUCUCUUUAGGUCUUCUAAUAUUUAUAGCAUUUUUUUCCCUAAAAAGUUUGAGUUCCAAGUUUUGGGGGGUUUCAUUUUGCUUCCUGUUAUAAUUCUUGCCUUUUCAGGAAUUAAUGAUAAUGCUAUAAAAUGUUCAUAAGACGUCUUUGUUUUUGGACACGGAUCCCCAUUCAUUAGCCAUCACCAUCUUCCAUUCUCAUUUUAUUCUGUCCCUGCUUGGUAAAGGAAGAAGAGACAAAGUGAUGGCUGUGGGGAGGGAUCUCACAAAAUAAAAUAGAGAUUUGGUGUAAUGUUAAUAGUGAUUAUUUAGUUAUUAAUCAGUGAUACAGUAAGCUAGGAAAAGUCUUAGGUGUGUUCAGAGGGGAGGGAAAGAAUUGAAUUUCAGACUUGUUGGCUGCUUCGGUUAUUCCUUAUUUUCCUUUUUUGGUACCGGGGAUUGAAUUCAGGUCCUUGCACUUGCAAAGCAGGUGGCAGAACCACUGAGCUAAAUGGCCCUAUUCCUUAUUUUCUAAGAGCUUCAAAGGCAGCAGUGCCUUGUGGCUCUGGUGAGAAUUAGUGACAAUCAGAGUUGAUUUCGUGUUCUUUCCUCUUCCAGUUUGAGUGCAUUGAAAUCAGGCAACAAUGUCGCCAUCAAGUACUUUUUCUAUGGAUCAUACUGAUAAGUAAAAGGACUCUAGUUUUCAACAAAACUUAUGUCCAAACUGUAGAUUU